Molecule: messenger RNA, 2388 nt
Organism: Rhizoctonia solani
Lineage: Eukaryota; Fungi; Basidiomycota; Agaricomycetes; Cantharellales; Ceratobasidiaceae
Product: Tyrosine kinase specific for activated
Exons: 19
Coding region: 1-2388 (795 amino acids)
Biological process (GO): protein phosphorylation
Molecular function (GO): protein kinase activity; ATP binding
Source: RefSeq, a predicted model, not a curated record
AUGUCGAGGGCCUCCCGCAUUUCCCAAGUAUUUAUGUCUCCGAAUAUCACCGUGCCAGAUAUUAGCAGAUUUGUGCACUUGAAUGAGGUUGCGCCAGACCGGUACGAAGAGGCAGGGUUUGGGGGUUCUGCUAAUGUUUUCACAGGAAAAUAUACAAGAGAGGAUGGCCACGUGCUAAAGGUGGCAGUAAAAUGCAUCAGGCCGAAGAGUACAGAUGAAAGUGAAGAGGUUUCCAAGGAUAAAAUUAAUAAGAAAGUUGCCCGAGAACUUAGUAUUUGGCAAACACUCAACGGAGGGCGUCAUAUCGUUGAGCUUCUGGGUGUAUUCUGCGGGAUAAAAUCCAUACCCUCACUUGUCUCCGAGUUAUGUCCGUGGAAUCUUCAAGAAUAUUUGGAGAGGAAAACUCCUCGUCCAAAACAUAUCAAAAUGCUCACGGAUAUUCUAUGCGGGCUUGAUUACAUGCAUUGCGGACUACCUUCCGGCCCUAUCGCACAUGGUGAUAUGAAAUUGGGAAAUAUCCUGGUGACACCCGACGAAACUGCAAAGCUUUGUGACUUCGGUCGCUCACAUAAGCGAGGUGAUCCUCGAGGUGAAGUAUCUCAUUCCUCAGUACUAGCUGGAACAGUUCGAUACAUGAGUCCCGAGCUAUUCGAUUCCAACCUGCAUGGUCCAACACCCGCAGCUGAUAUGUGGGCUUAUGGAUGUAUCGCUUUAGAGGUCAUGUGUCGGAUCCCACCUUAUCAUGAGACCGCCGAUGAUUUGGAGAUUAUUCGACUCAUUACGAACGGACAACCUCCGAGCGAUCGUCCAAAGGGCGCACGAGCGAGUCUUGUUAAUGAUGGACUAUGGUCAGCUCUUGCCUCAUGCUGGGUGAAAUACGAUAGGCGUCCAACACCCCAAGAGUGUCUGGGUCAAAUACUUUCGAUGAUGGAAAGUGGCGAUAUUCCAGCGUCUCCAGUACUACCAGAUCUAUUCCCUGGCCCAGAAGGCGGAAGUAUAGAACAGUGGCCCGAUGAAAUUCCAGACUUAAAGACUCACCUGGAGCUCGAAGAAGGAAUUGGUACAAUCGCGAGUAGCGUCCGCGCCAAUGUAUGGAUAGCAACAUUAGUUCGUAAAUUUCGGGGUACGCCUACGGUCGCUAUUAAGGUUCCCCGGUUGAAUACCAUGUCAACACAUCGCCACAAUGAAUUGGAACACUACUGCAAAACUAAUCGCAUCGAUCGGGACUUCUACAAACGACCAGUCUCACCAUUGGUGAACGCCUAUAGCAUCAUGUGUGAUAUUUUGUGUGGCUUGCAUUACAUGCAUAAUUACCCGGUCCCAAUCCCUCAAGGCGAUCUGACCCCUGAAAACAUAUUGAUUGCAUUUGAUGGGACCGCAAAGAUUAGCUUGUUCAGCUUCAGCAGAGCCCUUGCGACCUUGCGUUUCGGUACCGGCUUGGCUGAGCAGACUGGCUUGCUCAUGGCCUUCCGUUGGAUGAGUCCUGAACUCUUACUCAAUAAUUGCCAGCCCACGACUGAGUCAGAUAUGUGGGCAAUAGGAUGCGUCUAUUACUGGAUCCUCACUGACCAGGUACCUUACUCGAAUCAGCGCGAGGAUCUAGCCGGAAUUCAGAGUACGCGUGGGCAGCCACCGGGGACUUUGGCCGAUGUUUAUUACGGGUACGGCUGGAUUACAAAUGGAAUUUGGCGCAAUAUAGGACGAUGCUGGAGUAAUGACCCACUGCAACGGCCAAGCGCCUUGGAAUUUUGCAACAUGCUAAAGGAGCUUGAGCGAAGGAAGAUAGAUUGGCUUCCAGCAGAGGCAGAAGAUCUUUCUGGAAAAGUAAAGAGUAUUGGGUCUGACGCUCCGCUAAUGCGAUAUACGACCAUAUGGAGCCAAUUCGAUAGGGUAGUCGGAGAAGAAAGGCUCUCCACAAUUCACCUCGAGAUGGCCUUAUACCGGACCAUAUAUGAGCCAAGGUGGUAUUCUACAGGCACUCCGAGAAUCCACGCCACUUCCAAAUAUCACCAGUUAUCCACACUCAAAGGCCAAGAGCGUGCAGCCAGAGGGUGUGCAGGGGUAACCUUAAGAUGUGGAUUUGCGGAAAUAGUGGACGGGUUAUCCCGACACUCUGGACGCGAGGCGCAGAUUUUGGUUGCAAUAAAAGUUGUCGGAGAUGGACCGAUUGAUGGAAAAGCGACUGCGCUUCUGGCGAGUAUUCGUCGGGAAACCACGAUCGUAUCGCAAUUAGACCACCCAAACGUCGUUAAAUUUCUUGGAAUUGACUCAAGCUACCAUCAAGGACCCGCUAUGAUAUUCGAAUUGAGCUCAGAGACAACACUAGAAAAGCUCAUUCCUGAACUUCAGUAUAACUUCAGCAAGGGAUUCAAACUAGUUAGUUUCUAA